Juglans regia (Persian walnut) is the source of this 478-nucleotide messenger RNA. RefSeq lists its product as uncharacterized. The transcript has 3 exons. The record is from RefSeq and is a predicted model, not a curated record. The coding region runs from base 103 to 450 and encodes 115 amino acids. Lineage: Eukaryota; Viridiplantae; Streptophyta; Magnoliopsida; Fagales; Juglandaceae.
ACGAGCAUAAAUACAGCGGUACAGAACAGCUUAGAACGGCGUCGAUUCUUCUAAAACCCAAGAGGCACCAGAAGAACUUCGAAGAGGUGAAAAGCUUCGUCAAUGGCGUACUUGCUCUCCGUAAGCUUCUCUACGCCUCUCUGUAAUCCACGAAUCCAACUUCAGGAAGUACAGCCAAGGAGAUUAUCUCCUGGUAGACUCUCAAGACAAGCAAAUGCCAGAACAGCUCCAAAGCUUCUUGCCACGUGCAAUGCAAAUAGCGGCAUUUUGUCUGUGAGUUGGAGUCAUCGCCAUCAUUUAGUGACACCCUCAAGAUAUGUCUCUGAAAUUACUUCCUAUCCUUGUAAUGUAGGUUAUUGUACCCAUAUGGUGAUGGCUGGUUAUUGGGUUGGACCUGAUCCUGAUGAUGGUUGGGGCUUUGUUGAAGCUUUUGUCAAUCAAACCUUUUGAUUUUUGGUUUAUUUUGCUUACCUUACUA